Molecule: messenger RNA, 1595 nt
Organism: Sycon ciliatum
Lineage: Eukaryota; Metazoa; Porifera; Calcarea; Leucosolenida; Sycettidae
Product: elongation factor 1-alpha
Exons: 6
Coding region: 95-1480 (461 amino acids)
Biological process (GO): translation; translational elongation
Molecular function (GO): GTPase activity; GTP binding; translation elongation factor activity
Source: RefSeq, a predicted model, not a curated record
AUUAUAGGGAGCACUACACAUGCGCUGAAGUGCCAGCUUUCUUCCUUUUUGUGUUGUCUGCUUUGUGAGAAAGGCGUCAAUUUCAACAUCCAAGAUGGGUAAGGAAAAGACUCACGUUAACAUCGUCGUUAUCGGCCAUGUCGACAGUGGAAAGUCUACUUCCACUGGCCAUCUCAUCUACAAAUGUGGUGGUAUCGACAAGCGUACCAUCGAGAAGUUCGAGAAGGAGGCUCAGGAGAUGGGCAAGGGAUCCUUCAAGUACGCUUGGGUGUUGGACAAGCUGAAGGCCGAGCGUGAACGUGGUAUCACCAUCGACAUUGCUCUGUGGAAGUUUGAGACCACUAAGUUCUAUGUCACCAUCAUUGAUGCCCCUGGACAUCGUGACUUCAUCAAGAACAUGAUCACAGGAACAUCCCAGGCCGAUUGCGCUGUCUUGAUCGUCGCUGCUGGUGUUGGUGAGUUCGAGGCUGGUAUCUCCAAGAACGGCCAGACCCGCGAGCAUGCUCUCCUCGCUUUCACGCUCGGUGUCAAGCAACUGAUCAUUGGUGUGAACAAGAUGGACUCCACCGAGCCACCCUACAGCUCUGCUCGUUUCGAAGAAAUCUCGAAGGAAGUCUCGGGCUUUAUCAAGAAGGUCGGAUACAACCCCAAGGCUGUUGCCUUCGUCCCCAUCUCUGGAUGGCACGGUGAUAACAUGAUCGCGCCCACCGAGAAGAUGGCCUGGUACAAGGGAUGGGAGAUUGAGCGCAAGGAGGGUAAGGCUUCCGGCAAGACCCUUCUUGAGGCUCUUGACGCCAUCCUCCCGCCGUCUCGUCCAUCUGACAAGCCUCUCCGUCUUCCCCUUCAGGACGUGUACAAGAUCGGCGGUAUUGGAACGGUCCCCGUUGGUCGUGUUGAGACUGGUACCCUCAAGGCCGGUAUGAUUGUCACAGUUGCCCCCGCCAUGGUGAGCACUGAAGUCAAGUCUGUUGAAAUGCAUCACGAAACCCUCACCGAGGCUCUCCCCGGUGACAACGUCGGUUUCAACGUCAAGAACGUCUCAGUCAAAGACAUCCGUCGUGGUAUGGUUGUUGGUGACUCCAAGAACGACCCACCCAAGGAGGCCAAGAACUUCACCGCUCAGGUCAUCGUCUUGAACCACCCCAACGAGAUCCGUGCUGGUUACACACCAGUGUUGGAUUGCCAUACCGCUCACAUUGCCUGUAAGUUCCAGGAGCUUCUGGAGAAGAUUGACCGACGUAGUGGUAAGAAGCUUGAGGACAUGCCCAAGGCUGUCAAGUCUGGUGAUGCUUGCAUCGUCACCAUGAUCCCAUCCAAGCCCAUGGUCGUUGAGCCCUUCACCAACUAUGCUCCCCUGGGACGUUUCGCUGUCCGUGACAUGAGACAGACUGUUGCCGUCGGUGUCAUCAAGGCCGUCGAGAAGGUCGAUGCUACUGCCAAGGCAACAAAGAGCGCCCAGAAGGCCGGAAAGAAGAAGUAGACUUUUUCUUAACUUUACCAUACCAUCGAUUUUUUUAUUCACGCUGUCAGUUGUACCGUGCUGUUUUUCCAUCUCACAAACAGACCCAUAAAGAAAGAAAUCAGUAAAAAACCAA